CGAUCACUCAAUAAAUAGCCAAGAAACAAUACACAUUACUUUCAUUUGGACUGGAAUACACCAUGGCAUUACAUGAACGGCUCAGCCUGUGGCAGAGAAUAUUACUCGGGAUCUUCUGCUUCCCGUUGCUUCCUUUCUACCUGUGUGUGUACUGUCUGUGUCUGAAAGAAGAUGACAAGGAAGUUGACCAGGAGGAAGGUCAGCGUGAUGGCAUUCAUGUAGAGAAAGAUGCUAACGCUGGACUGAAAAGAAAAACCCAAGAAGAUAGCGAGGAAGAUUUCGCCAGACAUUCCAAAGGCAAGGCUACAAAGUUUGCAGUCACUAACGAAGGUUUCCAGGAUGACGAAAAGGGAAAGGAGUGGAAAGAGGGUCUGAAAGAAGAUGACAAGGAAGUUGACCCGGAGGAAGGUCAGCGUGAUGGCACAGGUCAAAGAGGGAAUACCCGGGAUAUUCCUAAGGCCAAAAAAAACAACUUAUCUUUCAAUAACAAAGUUCAUGUAGAGAAAGAUGCUAACGCUGGACUGAAAAGAAAAACCCAAGAAGAUAGCGAGGAAGAUUUCGCCAGACAUUCCAAAGGCAAGGCUACAAAGUUUGCAGUCACUAACGAAGGUUUCCAGGAUGACGAAAAGGGAAAGGAGUGGAAAGAGGUUGAAGUACACAAGGAUGAAAAUGCUUAUAAGAAGACAAAGAAGCAAAAAGACACAUACGGUCCUACCUUCAAAUAUCCAUGGGACAGACAAAACCUAAAAUCUCUGGAGCUGGACCUGAAAGCAUUCAAAAAGCUGGAUGCUUACGCAUCAAAGGUGGAUUCUAGAGGAUCAGUCGAAACGUUAGUAAAAGAACUUCUUCGGGAUUCAUCUACUGAUCUGGAGAAAACCCGUGCUAUUUGGAUAUGGACAUGCACUCAUAUAGAGUACGAUGUAGCAGGUUACAGUAACACAGCCUUGAGAUCUUCUGAUCCAGAUGAUAUAUUUCGCACCAGGAAAGGAGUUUGUGCUGGAUACGCUUCAAUCUUUCAGAAAAUGUGCACCAUUGCUGGAGUGCAGUGUAUAACAGUAAGCGGCUACGCCAAAGGAAUCAGUUACACAAUCGGGCAGACGAUACCUGGGAAGUCUAACCACGCCUGGAACAUGGUGUACUUGCAAGGAGGUUGGCACUUGCUGGACAGUACAUGGGGAGCUGGUCAUGCCGACAGCAAAGUUAGCAAGUUUACAUUUGAAUAUACUGAGUUUUACUUCCUGACGCACCCAGCGCUUUUCAUUGAAGAUCAUUUCCCAGAUCAGGCUGAUUUCCAGUUACUGGAUCAAAAACUUUCUCAACAAAAAUUUGGAAUGAUUAUGCGCCGUAGAGGUCACUUCUAUAAUUUGGGAUUACUGUACUCUCAUCCUGACACAGCUGUCAUUAAAACAGUGAAAGGAAAAGUCUCUAUCACCAUUGAGAGCAGCCGUCACAUGCUAUUUACCUUCAAUCUAAAUGAAACAGAGAAACCAGGAUUGAUGCGGUUUACGGAAUUUGGGGCAACACUGGAGGUGUAUCCUCAGAAGACUGGGCAACAUAUACUGGACAUUUAUUCCAAAUCACCAGACUCAGAGGGCGCAUAUCCCAACGUUCUGACUUACAAAGUAGAUUGCAAUGAAGUUGACACCUCUAUGAAGAUUCCCAAGUGUCUCCAAAGCCCAACUGGUCCAAGUUGGCUUUCAGAGCAGGCUGGGCUUCUUGAUCCCUCACACCGAGAUCCAGUCAUUAACACUCAUGAUGGGUGCUUUACUAUUUCCUUUGCAGUGGAACAUGAUUUAAGACUUUUUUGUACUUUAGACUCUGAUGAUAUAAAAAUGACCUCAGAAAUGGAGCAUAAACACAUAUUCCAGACACGAAGUAGGGGCAGAGUGCAAUUUAUGGUUCACCUUCCACAACCAGGGACCUAUGUUUUAAAUGUGCAUGUAAAGGAGAAAGGCUGUGAAUCAUAUACAACCAAGUGUAGCUAUCUAGUUAUUUGCCGUAACCCCGCUGUUCAGUGGCCGGUGUUCCCCCUGGCUUACAAGAAAUGGGCUGAACAUUAUGAACUGGUUGAACCCUUGAAAGGAAUUCUACCCAAGAACAGCAAUGUUUUCUUUCACCUCAAGGUUCCUGGAGUGACCGCACUGUUUGUGGAAGCCAGAGAUUCUUUUCCUUUAACCUUAAAUGACCAAGGCUACUGGGAAGGAACAUGUAGUACUGCUGACUGCAAGGAGCUCUAUGUCGCUGUUAGUUAUAAAAAACAACCAAACACUAGAGAGUACAUUUUGAGAUAUGAGGUCCAAUGAGGAAUUACAGAUUAAUUAAAUCAGUGAAAUAGUCCAGCUUCUACAUUUUGAUGACUGGAAAUCUUUUUGAAAUGCAUUGCUUUGAGAAUUUACUGUAUAUGGCAGUUUCAUGGAUUAUAUGCUGAUUUUCUAGUAACAGAUUAAAAGUGCUGUUCCACCUAGGGUCCCUCAUAAACCAGAUCUGCAUUAUGUUGAGAGAAGUAAAAUAAAUGCCAUUUUAUUUUUCCCUUCAAUACUCCCUAUGAUUUAAAAACUACAUUGAAUGCUUUAAUAAGAUAAGUAGAAUUGAGUCCUGUAAAGUAUUGCAUCACAGAAGUCUGACCCCGCUGCCCCCUUUAGCUCCUUCCUGUUCAACCAUGGGCCUUCCCUUUUCCAUGUUGAGAGUAUCCACACAAAUUAUAUAUUGGUUUUUUUAAGGACAGGUAGGACUUUCAUUGACCAAUGUACCCUCGAUGUCUGGGCCAGGCCCACCCAACAGAUUUAACUACACAAUAAUUGACACAACACCAAGAGUGGGGUUGAAAAGGCCACAGCCAAUUUAUUUAUUUAACCUAGCCAUUGCCACGCAAACUAAACCAAAACUAUGUGUGUUAACAGGGCAAUGACUACCCAAAACUGAACACAAAAAAUAACAUAAAUAAUUAACAUGAAUAAAUAACACCACAAGCUAUCCAGGUACCACCAACACAGGAGAGGACAUAACCAGAUGCUCAAUCCCAGACCCGAGGCUCCAAGCACCACCAACCAGCUCCUCCAAAGCACCUACCCCAUGGAUGCCUGGUAAGCUUCCUCCCCGACUGUGAAAAAAAUGAACCACCCAACCAAUACCAAAAACAAGGGAGGGUGGGACACACUACACAAGGUAGGGUGACACACAAACUGGCCCCUAACUUAAUGACACCUGCCCUUAAGUAACCUCCU
Messenger RNA from Spea bombifrons (plains spadefoot toad), 3224 nucleotides. RefSeq names its product kyphoscoliosis peptidase-like. Lineage: Eukaryota; Metazoa; Chordata; Amphibia; Anura; Pelobatidae. The record is from RefSeq and is a predicted model, not a curated record. The transcript is spliced from 17 exons. The coding region runs from base 63 to 2303 and encodes 746 amino acids.